AUGCAUUCUUACAGAUCCCACGUGAUCAACCAAAACGAACAGAAUCCAUCAUCACUGGACUCGCUUUGUGAGUUCCUCAGCACUCCUCGGUCAGACCAACAAACUAGUCGACUGGGAGUGCUAGAGUUCACCCAUCCGAACUGUCCACCUGUUUAUCGCAAGAUUGACCAUCAGUGCUUGUUGCGCGACCUUGUCUCUGAAGCAACAAAUACUGCAGAGUCAUGUUCUCUGUAUGGCCGAAUUGUACUGGUUGAGAAUAUAUCGCGUGGUAUCGUGGAAAUCCUGGGCUCGACCCUGGAUAUUGAUCCGUUGUUCUUCAAGGCUCAUAUUGAUCGCAAUGGCUGCUCUAGGAAUCAGAUGUUCAAAUAUGUAGAUGAUUCAUGCCAGAAGUUCCUUACGUGCCACUACCCUCGAGCCAUUACGCUGGAGGGCGUACAGGGAUCUGUUGAAUCUGAGAAUUAUCAUCGCUGCUCCGUCUGGGUAAAGUCUUAUCAAAGUGGUGGUUGGCUUGGUAUGUCUAUCGUUAUAUAUCUUAUUGACCCUCCAGUCCUCAACGGUGGUUUCCGACUAACCCCAGAAGGUGGUGCAGUGCGUCCCAUUACAACCACUGGCUGUCGACUCUUCCAGGGUGCCAACGGAGACACCUCCGGUACUGGAGAUAGUUCACCUUGUCCUCCUCGAGACGGACUAUUUGAUGACCUCAUUUACUGCUGGAAGAAUAGACCCGCAUCGUUCUUCGACAUCACCAGACCCCCGAUGAGUUUUCUGGCUUACUUCCCCAUCCAGAUAGCCCUCGCUGAAUGGACGAACAGCCACAUUGCAAUGGUCCUGUUUCUCCGACACUACGACUCGGAACUGAUCAGAAGGGCAGUCAGAAAGAAGCUUGCCGAAAUCAAGAAAAAUCCUGAAGACUGCACCCGUCCGCCCAAGCAAUCUGAGUCUAGCGUCUCGAACUUAACAGGCUUCCGCCGCUGGUUCAUGUCCACUAUCAAUUCUCCUCAAGCUCACGAUAAAACUACCCAGCCCCGCAAGAGCUCUAAAAAGAAAAUCUGCAAAAUCAAUCGGUCUGACCCUAUGUUCCAGAUCUUCAUGACCAUGCGAACUUGGAUCAUGCCCAUUAUCACGCAAAACUACCGGGAUAUCAAGUACCUUAGAUCUCAGACAUUAGCCCUUCCAUCCAUUAUCGACUCUUAUGAUGCCGUUAUCAACAGCCUAGGACAAUUCGCCUCGGCCCUUGAUACAAUCUUACCCUGUGGUAAAGAGUUCGCCAAUGACCGCACUAACACCAUCAUACCCUACCGUCGUGACUUUUGA
Molecule: messenger RNA, 1314 nt
Organism: Aspergillus costaricaensis CBS 115574
Lineage: Eukaryota; Fungi; Ascomycota; Eurotiomycetes; Eurotiales; Aspergillaceae
Exons: 4
Coding region: 1-1314 (437 amino acids)
Source: RefSeq, a predicted model, not a curated record